Molecule: messenger RNA, 1172 nt
Organism: Musa acuminata AAA Group (dessert banana)
Lineage: Eukaryota; Viridiplantae; Streptophyta; Magnoliopsida; Zingiberales; Musaceae
Product: ras-related protein Rab11B-like
Exons: 2
Coding region: 232-879 (215 amino acids)
Biological process (GO): vesicle-mediated transport
Cellular component (GO): endosome
Molecular function (GO): GTPase activity; GTP binding
Source: RefSeq, a predicted model, not a curated record
CGCAUCAUCAAAACAAACGGCAUUCCAUUAUCUUCUUCUUUUUCUUCCUCUGCGGAUCCACAACACAAACCCUCGUACUUGAUUCCCUUCUCUGAGCCUUCCUCUCGCUCUCGCACGCUUCCUCGUUCUCUCUCGCAAUGCCCGCGACUCUCCCCGUGACGGCGUUCCGAAGCAAGUGGAGGUCACGGAUCUGAUUGCGGGGCGGUCGAAGGAGGAGACGGGGCAGGAAGAAUGACGUAUAGGGCAGACGACGACUACGAUUACCUCUUCAAGGUGGUGCUCGUCGGCGACUCCGGCGUCGGGAAGUCGAACCUCCUCUCGCGGUUCACGCGGAACGAGUUCAGCAACGAGUCCAAGGCCACCAUCGGCGUCGAGUUCGCCACGCGGAGCAUCCGCAUUGAUGGCAAGGUCGUCAAGGCCCAGAUUUGGGACACCGCCGGCCAAGAGAGAUAUCGGGCAAUUACGAGUGCUUAUUAUCGGGGAGCAGUAGGCGCACUUGUGGUCUAUGACAUAACUCGCAAUGUGACAUUUGAGAAUGUGGAGAGAUGGUUGAAGGAGCUCAGAGAUCAUACUGAUACAAGCAUUGUCAUCAUGCUUGUAGGAAAUAAGGCAGAUGUACGCCAUCUCAGGGCUGCUACCACCGAGGACGCGACGGCUUUUGCUGAAAAGGAGAACACAUUUUUCAUGGAGACGUCUGCUCUGGAAUCAACAAACGUGGAGGCGGCCUUCAAUGAAGUGCUCACCCAAAUAUAUCAGGUGGUCAGCAGGAAGGCACUCGAGGCCGGCAAUGAUUCAACAAGUUUGCCAAAGGGGCAGACGAUCAACAUGGGCAAGGAUGACGUUUCUGCUAUUAAGAAGGUUAGUUGCUGCUCAACUUAGAUCUACAAAAUUGGAUUGAAUUUGUGAUGUGGAAAUUUUUUGUGAAGAAAGAUAUAAAGUCGUGAUAGAGAUGUUGGAAGUUAUCACAAAAAAAAUUAAUAUUGUUCGCAUUAGGAUUUAACUCCUUUUGGUAGCAGUGAGGGUUCAAACAUGUCCUUGGGGCUUGAGAUGAGAAUUUACACCCGCAGAGGUUGUUCUAUUCCACCGAAGUAAUUCAAUUUACUUUGCCAUUGCUGCAUUUUUAUUUUUUUAGGUCCUGUCUCAUUAACUGAUUGUUUACAUGAAGAACAUUG